AUGCCCCUAAGCCCUGAGGAAACCUCCCUCGUCGAUGCAGCCAGGUCAACUAUAAACAGUAUCCCCAUCUCAGACACCUACAGCGUCGCCAGCGCCGCGCGAUCUACCGAUGGACGCAUCUUCACCGGCGUCAACGUCUUCCACUUUACCGGCGGGCCCUGCGCUGAGCUCGUUGUUCUGGGCUCUGCAGCAGCAGCUGGAGCCACGCGGUUAACGCAUAUCGUUGCAGUUGGGAACGAGAACCGAGGCAUCAUCAGUCCGUGCGGGCGCUGUCGGCAGACGUUGAUUGAUUUGCACCCAGAGGUUAAAGUGAUUGUGUUGGAUCAGGGGGAGCCGAGGGCCGUACCGGUGGAGGAGUUGCUGCCGUUUGCGUAUCUUGUGGAUUGA
Aspergillus viridinutans is the source of this 387-nucleotide messenger RNA. Its product is annotated as cytidine deaminase family protein. The transcript has a single exon. The record is from RefSeq and is a predicted model, not a curated record. Gene Ontology annotation, cellular component: cytosol. Bases 1 to 387 code for a protein of 128 amino acids. Gene Ontology annotation, molecular function: cytidine deaminase activity; zinc ion binding. NCBI's taxonomy places the organism in Eukaryota, Fungi, Ascomycota, Eurotiomycetes, Eurotiales, Aspergillaceae.